Molecule: messenger RNA, 3463 nt
Organism: Pristis pectinata (smalltooth sawfish)
Lineage: Eukaryota; Metazoa; Chordata; Chondrichthyes; Rhinopristiformes; Pristidae
Gene: tmem186
Product: transmembrane protein 186
Exons: 3
Coding region: 16-912 (298 amino acids)
Cellular component (GO): mitochondrion
Source: RefSeq, a predicted model, not a curated record
GCGGCCAACCGACAAAUGUCCGAAGCUCGGCAGUCAGAAUACGUUACAGAUCGCAGCCUUCCGGGUUCAGUGCCAUCAGCACAACUGCCGGCAGGGUAUGGAUGGUGGAUGGCUGUCGGAGGCGCGGUGAACUGGCUCCCCCUGGGCGGCGUUUGCAGGGCUCUGUGCCCGAGCAGGGUGACAGUUUUUAAGAACAUAUACAACUCUUAUCAAAGAACACACCAUUCAAGAGCUUUGUUGCCUGUGUGUGCCUCAAGAAAUGAAGUUGUUUUCAAUCAGUUCAAGUUCUGUGUCCCAGUACAUCGUCAGCAACUGGCAAAGCUGAAUCUUGGAGCAUGCAAAGGGCAAAAUGCUGCAGGAGGACAGACUCAAUGUCGGGCUAUGUCGAUUGAUGGCCAAGAAUACCAGGCAAAAUCAAAGACUACAAUUUCAGAGAAUGAACAUUUCACAAUGGUAUACAGAUUUCAAGGAAUACGAUUCUUGAGAGCUAUUUCUAAGUUAAAAAUACUUCAAACUGGCAUAACUGUGGCUCUUCUACCUACAGUUUAUUACUUUUACAUCCAGGAGCUGGUUCAGUAUUCUCUGGUUAGUUAUAUCACUGGGUUAUCGGGUUUAGCUAUAGUUAUGCUUUAUUCUAUGAGUUACUAUCUACGACGUUUCAUUGGGAUGUUGUAUUUGAAUGACUCAGGAACCACAUUGAUGGUUUCACAUCUGACUUUUUGGGGAAGAAGGAAUAACUUUUAUGUCCCCGUUAAAGAUGUCAUGCCUCUAGGAGAUACGGGGGAUGCAACAAAUGAAACUAUUUUGCAGUUUAGAAGGUACAAUAGCACUGAAGUUUUCUACUUCACAAUUAAGUUUGGUCAGAUAGUUGAUAAACAAAAAUUCUUGCAGGUAUUUGGUGGAGUUCAAUGAAUAAAGAAUUCUAGCUUUGCUUCCUGUUGUAAUAAUUUGUAUGGUUGACAAAUAUAAAUGCUUAAGUAAACUCAGCUGUGGAGAAAUAGUUUUAAAUUUUACUUUUAACUUUAAAUCACAAAAUUCUAGUUGUUUUAAAAAAAUUAACACAGAGUAGAAGAAAUACUUUACUGUUUACACAACUGGGGGUUUGAACAUGAGAACAUUACAACCUCUUGGGGCUACUCUGGCAUUCAAUGGAUUGUGGGUGAUCAACUCCACUCUUUCCUGAACCAUAUUCCUUCAUUCCUCUGGAAUCCAAAAGAUUGUAUGUAAUUUCAAUAAUAUAAUUAUUGAAAAAUAUUAGCAGCAGAAUGUAUCGGGGCAAGAAAGUACUAUUUUGGACAAUUUUCUUGAUUGGAGAGCAGGGAUACUUAACAUUUUAGUUCCACUAUUUCUUGCAAAGUGAACAUCUGCCACUUUGGCAUCAUGUAAGCUAAGCUUGAUUAUAUCUGACUGAUGUGAUUUGAGCUUUCUUUCUAUCCUUGUGUUCAUAGGAGCAAAUUCGUUUUAAAACUUAUCAGCUGGUGAACUUCAAGACGCUUCAUAGCAUGAUCAAACAAAACUUGGUAUCGAACAAUGUUGGGUGAUAAUAAAAUGGAUUACCUUAAACUUGGUCAAAGAUGUAGGUUUUAAAGACCACCAUAAAUUAAGAGGGAAGGGUAGAGGCAAGGAGAUUUGUGGAAAGAAUUCUACACUUCAGAGUUCAGACAUUGAAUGCUGAUGAUGGAAGGAUUAAAUUAGGGAAGUGCAAGAUGCAGAAGUGGAGGAACGCUGAGAUCUUCAAAGAUUAUAGAGCUAGAGAAAGACAUGGACAGUCAAUGUGAUUCAGCAUACACGUGGGUGACAGGCAGAUGUCUGUGGGUACAAGUUAGAAUGUGUGCAGGAGCGUUUGGAUUAGCUCAGGUUUACAGAACAUAGAAGAUGCAAGAUUAGGCAGGAAAAUCUUGGAAUCAAGAAGUCUAGAAACAAAGUCAUAGGAGAGGGCUUCUGCACCAGAUCAUCUCAGAUAGGAUGGACGUGCACAGUUUUGGUGUUAGAAGCUCAUGGAAGGGCUAAAUAGUAGGUCAAAAUUGUGAAAGAUGUAGUUUAGGGCCGAAUAUUGGCAGAUGAGAGGAAUGGAGUUGGUGGCUUGCAAUGGUUUUCAAAAGAAACUAUGCUGCGUAGUCAUUUUGCAGAUCUAAAAGAAGUGAUUACAGAAAUAAUGAAAGUACUGGUUUUGAUCUCAUAAAAUCCUAGACUCUAGAAUAGUCCCAGGGACUGGAAAAAAACAACAUAAUCCCCGCUCUUUAGGAAGGGUGAGGAAAGAUAUAUCAGCAGCCUGAUAUCAGUGGUAAAUAAUGUUUUCAAUGUCAACUCUAUUGUUUCAAAAUUAGUAGAUGUGUGAAAUACAGAUUGAGUUUUAUUUGAGAUGGCAAGAUGUAAUUGAUGGAAGGAUUCAUGCCUGGUCCUCUAUUAACUUAGAUGAAGGAACUGUAGUAUGUCUCUCAGAAAGCCGAUGAUACAAAAUUAGGUGGAAAAUUAUGUUAUGCAGGUAAUGCAAAGGGACCAAAAGGAUGACCAUCAUUCUGCAUUUGGGCAAGGAUGAUAGCAGAUGGAGUAUAUUGUCAGGUAAUGUGUUGGUAGGAAGAUUGGAAAAGUGGAAUAUUUUUUAAUAGGUGGGUGUUUAAUAAAUAUUGGUAUUCAGAAGGAUUUGGAUGUCUUUGCACAUGAAUCUUUGAAAAUUAACAAGCAGGAAGUGCACGGUGAAAAUUAAUGACGCUUAAGAGUAUUUAAAACUAUACAAGGUUAAGUCUAGGCAUUGGCUGGAAUGUGGCACUCAAAAAUGGCAGUGUGGAAACAAAUCACUGACAGGAUGAGGUAAUGCUGGCAGCAAUUAACUACACAUGCACACACAUUUUUCAGGGUGGUGUCCCAUGGCUUCUUGUUAGCAGUGUGCACACAGUUUGUGCAUUACCAAACAAUAGGUGGUCAGAUAAUGCCUAAAAUGGGCUUGAUAAAGCAAGUUUUCUUUCUUGACUCUUUUAGACAGUAAAUUCAGCCAAUAGGCUAACAUCCAAGAGUCUUCAAAAAUCAAAUUGAGGAUUUUCAACCAAACUGAAGCAUUUCAAGAUAGGACCAGGAGGGAAUUCAAUAAAUAUCUAUCUCCAUUGUUGAUCACAACUGUUCAAAAGUCUUGAACAGACACAUUGCAGAUGAAUUUCAAUCUUUGUUAAUUUUAGACCCAGAAUCCAAAGUAUAUAAUGGAACCAUAUAAUGAGAGGCUUGAAGUGCUUUUUUGAACUUGCACAGAAACAAUUAAUGCCAGUAUUCAACAACCUUCAUGUUUCACCUUUGAUGGACCCAUGACCUAAGAACAACCGAUAUCACCCAACCAUUAGUACUCAACUGUCAGACUAUCAAAGCACAUAUUCAAAGCACCUUGCGCUCUAUUGUGGUGUGACCUUAAAAGUGUACAACUAUCAUUUCCAAAAAAAGCUGCACCUAACCCACAUUGUCAAUACACUUGCUU